UCCCAAAAUAACUGUUUAUUAUUUUCUAACAGGGCGAAGAUGCAGUGGAGUCUGGUUGUGUUCAUUGUGAUGGGUCAGUGGUCCUCCACUGGGGGUCAGCUGUGUGACUACCGCUUCAUUGGAGAGAAGAAGACCUGGAAAGGAGCCCAGGAGUACUGCAGAACGCACUACACUGACCUGGCCACCGUGUCCAACCAGGGAGACCUGAAGAGACUCCAGCAGCAUAACCAAUCCGGAGCCUGGAUCGGGCUGCAGAGAGACUGGCGCUGGUCUCAGUCCGGGGUGGAGUUCAGAGAUAGUAACUGGUGUAAAGGAGAGCCGGAUAAUUACAACAAUCAGCAGAACUGUGUGCGGAUGAUUGAUGAUGGCACAUGGGAUGACGACUCUUGUGAUAAACCCUAUAAUUUUAUCUGCUAUGACGAACACAACAAGACAUCAGGCAACAGAUUUUAUGUUAUUGAUUAUAGCAUGAGCUGGCGAGAGGCUCAGAACUACUGCAGAGAACAUUACACAGACCUGAUCAGUGGAGUCCAGCAGCUGGAGGACUUCCAGUCAGACCACCAGAAUAAUGGAAGAAUAUUCUGGAUCGGCCUGUUCAGGGACUGGAGCUGGUCUGAUGGGAGCAGCUUCUCUUUCAGACUCUGGGAAGAAGACCCUGACCCUGAGAUGACAUGUGCUAUGACUACGUCAGGUGGAUUCUGGUCUGAUGACUGUGAUAAAACCAAAACCUUCUUCUGCUACGACGAUUCUGUGAUCCUGAUCCAGAAGAACCUGACCUGGGUGGAGGCGUUAUACUACUGCAGAGAUUACCAUGGCGACCUGGUCUCCAUCACCAACCUGGACCAGCAGCUCUGGGUCCAGGAGAGAGCCAAGAUGGCCGCCACUCCCUACGUGUGGAUGGGACUGCGCUACACCUGCACCCUGGACUUCUGGUUCUGGGUCAGUGACGAGACGGUCCACUACACCAACUGGGACCCCAGAGAGCCAAUGGGGGGCGACUGUGACAUGUCUGGAGCCAUGGACAGAGGGGGGGGGCACCAGUGGGUCAAAAAGAUCGACAACAAAAACCAGUUCAAUUUUAUCUGUUCCAAGAACUCACCACCACAAUGUAACUAAGUACUUUUACUCCAGUACUCACGUAGUAAUGUUGGGGGGACGGAGUACUUAUACCUCAAAGGUCCAACUAUGGGGAAAGGUCCUAAUAUUUAAGAAAAAAAUUAAUAUUUUGGAAAAAAGUCAUAUUAGUGGGCAAAAAAAGUUGUAAUAUUUCGGGAAUAAAGUCGUAAUAUUUUGGGAAUAAAGUUGUAAUAUUGAUCUUUUACUUUAAUAU
Messenger RNA from Etheostoma cragini (Arkansas darter), 1330 nucleotides. RefSeq names its product macrophage mannose receptor 1-like. The record is from RefSeq and is a predicted model, not a curated record. Lineage: Eukaryota; Metazoa; Chordata; Actinopteri; Perciformes; Percidae. The transcript is spliced from 4 exons. The coding region runs from base 40 to 1116 and encodes 358 amino acids.